Messenger RNA from Aplosporella prunicola CBS 121167, 2039 nucleotides. RefSeq lists its product as uncharacterized. Bases 294 to 1556 code for a protein of 420 amino acids. Gene Ontology annotation, biological process: peptidyl-serine dephosphorylation; double-strand break repair via homologous recombination. The transcript is spliced from 5 exons. The record is from RefSeq and is a predicted model, not a curated record. Gene Ontology annotation, molecular function: protein serine/threonine phosphatase activity. Lineage: Eukaryota; Fungi; Ascomycota; Dothideomycetes; Botryosphaeriales; Aplosporellaceae. Gene Ontology annotation, cellular component: cytoplasm; nucleus.
UCUCAAGACUCCAGCCCUCCUCGCACCUUUGUGCUCGGCCCCUUUUCUGGGCUGCUCUGAUCGCACGGGCUCCGUCUCUCUGCUGCAAUACCUUCCGCUUCGUUAGCGCUUCGAGAGCCGGCCGGUCGCGUCUCGUCAAUCUCAGCGCCACCUCGCCCCAAAGAUCCUCGUACAUACAUUUCACCCGGACGCGCUUCGUGCACUACCCACGCGUCAUUGACGUCGCGACCGAUCAAACCCCCGGAUCCCACCUUCUGAAACCUUCCGAGCCCCACAGCGCACCAUAUCCGAAAAUGAGCGAUCUUGACCAAGCGAUCGCCCAGCUGCGCGCAUGUCGACCGAUCCCCGAAACACAGGUCCGCGAACUGUGCUACAAGGCCAGAGAGCUGCUCAUAGAGGAGGGAAAUGUGGUGGGCGUGGAUGCGCCGGUAACGAUAUGUGGUGAUAUCCAUGGCCAGUUCCAUGACCUGAUGGAGCUGUUCAGAGUGGGUGGCGAUGUGCCGGAUACGAACUACCUGUUCAUGGGCGACUUUGUCGACAGAGGAUUCUACUCUCUCGAGUCGUUCUUGCUCUUGCUCUGCCUCAAAGUGCGCUAUCCUGACAGGAUCACACUUAUCCGUGGAAACCACGAGUCGCGGCAGAUCACCACCGUUUAUGGCUUUUACGACGAAUGUCUGAGGAAAUACGGAAGCGCAAAUGUGUGGAGAUACUGCUGUGAAGUCUUCGACUACCUCGCCUUAGGAGCCCUUGUCUCUGGAGCCGCUACCAAUCUUCAACCAACAGCCUCCCCCUAUGCCGAUGGUAGCACUCAAGGCGUGCCCGAAGACCAGGAUAUCGAGAUAGAGAUUCUCAACUCCAACAACGAAGUCAUCAACAGCUUCCCCCGCGCCUCUCGCAUGUCCUCCCCCUCCGGUACCCUCGGAAACCCCGAUUCCUCGCCUAUACUUGACGCGCCUGCUCGCACAGGACCGGCAGGUACCGGCGCUACCUCAUCGAGUUCCGGGUCGACUGGCAAUCCUGGAGGGGCAGUGCUUUGCGUGCACGGUGGCCUCUCCCCCCUCAUCGACACUAUCGACAAAAUCCGGUUGUUGGACCGCAAGCAAGAAGUGCCCCACGAAGGCGCGAUGUGCGACCUGCUAUGGUCAGACCCGGACGAAAUCGACGGAUGGGGACUUUCACCGCGCGGAGCAGGCUUCCUGUUCGGCGCCGACAUUGUCAAAUGUUUCAACCACAAGAACGACCUCAGCCUGAUUGCGCGCGCACACCAACUCGUCAUGGAAGGCUUCAAGGAGAUGUUCGACAACAGCAUCGUGACGGUGUGGAGCGCGCCCAACUACUGCUACCGGUGCGGCAACGUGGCCGCGAUCCUAGAGCUCGGGGAGGACGGGACCAACGGCGGAUACGUGCCGCGCAACAACGGCGACGCGGGGCGGUCCAGGGGCCUGUCGGAGUGCAACAGAGACGGGCCUGGCCGGCGGUAUCGCGUCUUCGAGGCGGCGCCACAGGACAGCAGGGGCAUGCCCGCGAAGAAGCCGGUCGCGGACUAUUUCUUGUAAACAGCAGGGCGGGGAGGACUUACUAGUGUGCAUUACGUUGUGCUCGACAAAAUACCCUUUUUGGCCGGCGAGGCGCGACUGGGACUUGCGCUUUUUUUCGCUUUUGCUUUUGCUUUUGUAUACAAGCCGGAUAUGUAUGCGGAUGGCGUAUUGGGGCUCUCUUUUUUUGAUUCUGAAAUGAUAUAUGGUAGCACGGAUGGGUAGUCACUGGUCAUGGGUGCAGGUGUAUGUUGUUGGUGCGGGUUAGGGUAGGUAGGUGUAUUGCAUGGUUGGGCCGUGGUAGCGGAGCUCAACUGGCUAGGUACUUCGUACAGUCGAGACUGGCUACGAGAUUGUGACGGGAGAAAUCUACCUUGCCUAACCACUAAAAGCGGCGCUGAGGGCAGGAGCGCACUCCAGCGCCUCUGGAAGGGGAAGGUUGAUGUGCUGCAACCCCGCGCUCCCGCCCUCCCCCAAUCACCCUCCCUGUCGCCCGGCACGCCC